AUGCAAGAUCUAUUCGAUACACCUCCACCAUAUCAAGAACAAGCCGAUGGCAUCUACUUGCCUGACAUGGAUUUGAGUGCCUGGCCGUCAAGCUACUACGGGAGAACUCGUAGAAUUGAUUUGGCCAAAUUUUAUCAUGACAUUUUAAAAGCAAGUGGUCCUGCUGCCGCUGCAUCAAUCCAAGAUCAUCAGCGCAUUAAUCGCAGUAGUAGCAGUAGUAGCAACAGUAGCAGUAGUGAUACUGAUACAUCCGAUGCAGACACCAACAGCCUAUUACAACAAUUCGAUCAGUGGGAUCACAUCAGCCAUGGACUUUCGACUAUGCCCAAAAAGCAAGUGAGAUUUACAUCAGACCCACCACAGGUCUUUGAAUACGAGCCCGAGUAUCCUCUGCCGCAGAUCCACAAGGACCACUCUUUAUUCGAUGAUGGAUGGCCUGGAAGAACCAAAACGGCCAUGAAAUCAUCUGGAUUCAUCGACUUCAAGUCCAAGAUUGAAGCUAAAUUAGGCGCAAUUAACGAUCCUUCACUAAUAUCACAACUGGAUUCGAGUAACGCAAACGUGGAUGAGAGCACAUUGCUUUACAACCAGGAGAAUUCACCUCUCUACCGUGGAUACUACCGAAAUCGCAAGAGUCCUCUUGUCAAAAAGCUAAAUCUCCGGCCUAUUCCUAAUGAACCAACUUUGGUGCUGGAUACAUCUCCCUCUUCUUCGAAUUCGUACAUGGACUCACCAGCAACUCCAAAAGAUGGCCAUCAUUUACCGACGCCUGCCAUGGGUGAAUCUAUUUCAACUGCAUCAUCAUCCAAUGCCUCUGUAUCCAACCGCUGGCUGAAAACAUUGUCUCGCAUCAGAAAUAGCUCUAAAUAA
Messenger RNA from Mucor velutinosus, 870 nucleotides. RefSeq lists its product as uncharacterized. The record is from RefSeq and is a predicted model, not a curated record. NCBI's taxonomy places the organism in Eukaryota, Fungi, Mucoromycota, Mucoromycetes, Mucorales, Mucoraceae. The coding region runs from base 1 to 870 and encodes 289 amino acids. The transcript has a single exon.